Dibothriocephalus latus is the source of this 342-nucleotide messenger RNA. The record is from the annotation of a GenBank genome assembly. NCBI's taxonomy places the organism in Eukaryota, Metazoa, Platyhelminthes, Cestoda, Diphyllobothriidea, Diphyllobothriidae.
AUGAGUGGGGUUGCCAGGUGUGAUGAUGAGGACGGUUCACCGCCCGAUGAAGAUAACGAAUUCCGCAGUGACAAUGAGGGAGAAGACCUCAUGGAAACGGAUCUAGACACUCUGCGCCGCGAACUUAACGAGGAGAUAAGUGAACUGGAGUGGGAAUUCAAAGCCGUCAAGGAGGCGCUCUACCAUGAACGAAUUUCCCAAAUCGAUCGAAAACUUCAAUUAUUUAAAUCCUCCGAAGCACCUGAGCUGAAACAAAUUAGUGCUCUGGUAGACGAAGCCUAUCACAUCAGGUGUCAGGUUGGUUUUUUUUUAAUGAAAUUUGCAGAUGUGUUAAAAGACUGA